Neurospora tetraspora is the source of this 1468-nucleotide messenger RNA. RefSeq lists its product as uncharacterized. The record is from RefSeq and is a predicted model, not a curated record. The transcript is spliced from 2 exons. Bases 346 to 1380 code for a protein of 344 amino acids. Gene Ontology annotation, molecular function: oxidoreductase activity. NCBI's taxonomy places the organism in Eukaryota, Fungi, Ascomycota, Sordariomycetes, Sordariales, Sordariaceae.
GUGGUUCUAGAAACAUUUGUCAUCACCCGUCGUUAAGAUGAUGGAGCCUCAAGCCCUCAACCCCAACAGCAAGACGGAGUAGCUCGAGGUAAAUGAUGGGCCCUCGUCGGACUCGAUCCGCAUGCGUGAGCUUCUGAGUCCGAUAUCACCACCAUUCGGACAGAACGGAAUUAAGACGGCCGCAUGGUAAGAACAAAGACGCCAUGAAGAUGAGGCAUUGGGGUAUAAGGAGGAGAGGACGGGACGAACAGUAGAGGUCGAGAGCUGUCAUUCAGUAACAGCAGAACACAUCAGAAACUACCAUCAUCAAAAGCUCCCUCGUGCACAUCAGCAUAAACAGUCACCAUGACCGCAAAGUACGCCAAAGAUCAGUCUGCUGGGUUCACUAACCGCAUCGAGCGCAUCACCAUCGUCGGUGCCGGUGGCACCGUUGGCUCCACCAUCGUUGAAGAGCUCCUCGCUACGGGAAGACAUACCGUAACCGCCCUCACCCGGCCUGGCAGCACCAACUCCCUGCCCGCCGGCCUCAAGACCAUCGCCGUGUCCUACGAUAGCAGCGAUGGCGAAGCCGCCCUAGUCGACGCUCUCGGGGGCCAGCAAGUCCUCAUCAUCUGCCUUUCGCCACAGGCCGCUCCCGACACCAACCACAGGCUCGUCGUCGCGGCCGCCAAGGCUGGUGUGCCCUACGUCAUGCCUAACGGGUGGGGCUGGCUCUGGCUCGACGAUGAGGAGAAGGAGAAACGCAUUAAGUCCAUGCACGGCGAAGUUGUGUACCAGAACCUGAAGGACGUCGAAGCGCAGGGGGUGUCGAGCUGGAUCUGCGUCCGUUGCUCGUUUUGGUACGAGUUCUCGCUUUAUAAGAGUGAGCGCAACUACGAUUUUACGUUGCCUGACAAGAAGGUGACCUUCUUUGAUGACGGCGAGAAGAAGAUCUGGACCACUACCACGAGACAGGUGGGAAGGGCCGUCGCGAAGCUGUUCAGCCUGAAGGAGCUGCCUGAGGACGAGAACGAUCAGGAUCUCACGGUUGCGAGGUGGAAGAACAGACCGCUGGUUGUCGGCAGCUUCAAUGUCUCGCAGAGGGAUAUGCUGGACUCGGUGCACCGUGUCAUGGGAACCACGGAUGAGGAUUGGACUAUCACGAAGGAAUCUUCUGUGGCGAGGAGGGAGCGGGGAUUGAAGCUCAUGGCGACUGACCCCAGCCAUAGGUUUGUGCUCGCUCUAUAUGCCUCGAUUUUCCUGCCCGAUGAGGUCAGCUGGUUUGGCAAAGCGACUUUUGACCAGGAGGAGGUGGAUAAUCAGUUGUUGGGACUGCCGAAGGAGGAUUUGGAUGAGGCGACCAAGCGCGCGGUCGACAUCGCGGUCAAGAUGAGGCAGUGAUUGGAUCGCGCAAGUUGGCCACACCUGUUAAUCAACCGUAAAGGUGUCAGUUAAGCAAUUACCCUCUUUAGAUACGAGCAUUUCCCUU